AUGGGAAAUUUUGGUUCCAAAAAAAAUUCACAAACCCGAUCUAAAAUUAAUAACAUACAAUAUAAAUAUAUUAACGGAAGAAAAUAUUAUGAUGAAGAAAUUGCUAAUGAUCUAACACCGAUUGAUAUUGAAGAAAUUGAUAGAGCACAAUCAGAACAUUAUACUUUUAAACAUAUGUUUGGUGGUAACAUUUCAGCUCCAGUCGAAGAAUAUCUUUCGUCGGGUUGCAAAGUUCUUGAUGUUGGAUGUGGUAGUGGAAUUUGGAUUUUAGAAUUGGCGACCGAAAAUCCAAAAUCUCAUUUCUUCGGUGUUGAUUUGUCUCCAAUAUUUCCUGAUCAAAUAAAACCUGCCAAUACAACUUUCAUACAAACUAAUAUUCUUCAUGGACUUCCUUUCGAGGAUAAUGAAUUUGAUUAUGUACAUAUAGGUCAUAUGUGCCUCGCUCUCACAGAAGAACAAUGGCAAAAUAUAAUUCCGGAAUUAAUUAGAGUAACGAAACCUUCUUGUUAUAUCGAAUUUUCGGAAACUGAUAUAAUAUGUUCAUCAGCAGGACCAAUUUAUACCAAAAUAAUAGAUUCAUUAAAACAAUACAUUACUUCAUCAGGAUUAAAUCCGAAAGGGGCAAAAUUAAUUUCAAAUUGGAUUAAAAAACAUUCACCGAAUCAAUUAAUAAAUAUUAAUGAAGUAAUAAAAAAACAACCAUUAGGAUUAUGGGGAGGUGAAUUGGGUAAAUUAAAUUCUGAAAAUUUUUUAGAAUUUUUUAAGAUGAUGGCUCCUAGACUUUGUAAAUAUUUGAAUAUUACACAAGAUGAAUAUUUAAAGUUAUUAAAUAAUUGUAAAGAUUAUGAAUGGGAUCAAUAUAAACCUAGAAUGAACUAUAUUAGAGUUUGGGCUAUGAAAGUUGGUAAUGGAAAUGAAAUACAUAAUUAA
Molecule: messenger RNA, 930 nt
Organism: Rhizophagus irregularis DAOM 181602=DAOM 197198
Lineage: Eukaryota; Fungi; Glomeromycota; Glomeromycetes; Glomerales; Glomeraceae
Source: RefSeq, a predicted model, not a curated record